AGACUGGUUUUGCGAUUGCCGUGCAACAAAAUCUUUGACGCUAUAGAGCUUUUUAAACCUUAUACAAAUAAUCCCAUAAUCAUUCGUAUAAUUUCUCACAAUCAUAAUAUUGUCAACAAUAUUAUUGUUUAUAAUCGUGUUUCAAUAAAGAUAAUAAUAAAAUCAAGUGCCUUUUACAAGGUCCCACGAGUUUAUAAUUUACGAUGCCGGUUAUGUGGUGAAUCAAAAAUUAAACCAUAACCUCAAAACAAAUUUUUGCGGACAGAUCCUAUCGUCUUUUUUUCUCCAUUGCUCAUUACACCAUAUACCAUUUUAUUAUCCUAUAGUUACAAUUUUUGAUUUGUGCUUUAAAAUCAGUUUUGAAAUAAUAAAUAGACGGUAAAAAAAUAAGAUUGUUAAUAAUGCAGUGGCAAAAAUUCUUUGAAGCUGUUAAUAAUAAAUUGAGAAAUUCUCGUAUGCCUUAUGAUAUCAAGGCAAAGAAAAAAUGCGAAAACGAAGUCAUGUUAUGCCUUUUGGCAGAUCCGGAUGUAAGGAGGCUCAUGUCUUUAUGGCUAAAUGAACAGCACAAAACUAAGGAGGGAAAAUCUUUAGAGAAAACAAAACAACUACGUGAACUUGGAAAUAAAGAAUUCCAAGCUAAAAAUUAUUCAGCGAGUAUUCAUCUUUAUACAAAAAGUUUACAAUAUGCUCCAAUGGGAAGUGAGGAUUUGGCACUUGCUGUUGCCAAUAGAUCAGCAUCACUCUUCUAUCUUGAAAAAUUUGAAGAUUGUAUCAAGGAUAUAGAUUUGGCAGUAAUGUGGGAAUAUCCGGAAAAUUUGCGCUACAAAUUGCACUUGCGAGCUGCCCAGUGCUUUUGGAAAUUGAGAAAAAGAAAAUCAAUGGAAGAAUCUUUAAUGAGAGUUCAGGAUAUUGUUAAUAAUUGCGAGGAGAUUCCUGAAAUUAAAAAAACAAGUAUCAAGCAACAAGUCGCGAGUUUAAUGGCAACAGCGUCAAGCAUGGAAUGCGAUGAUGAAAAUGAGGCUUCCGACUCGAUGUCGGGCAAUAAACCGGAGCCAGCUUUUGGAGUUAAUGCAAAUUUCCCCUAUGCAUCUGCGGCUCUAGAGAAAAAAUGUGCACCCGACAAGGGACGUUAUGUUGUUGCUAAUCGUGAUAUACCCAAGGGACAAAUUCUCUUUGUUGAAAAGCCGUUUGCUUUCGUUUUGCUCGAUCACGAACAAUCGUCAUCACUUUGCGCUCAUUGCUGCCGACCACAGGGCGAUGUUCCAUUUCCAUGUAAAAUGUGCGUGGAGGCGAUGUACUGUGAUGUGAAGUGUCAGGAUGACGCAUGGUCAACUUAUCAUCAAUGGGAAUGUCCAGGAAGUCGUAUGGGAGUUUGGCAGCAAAUUGGAAUCGCGCACUUGGCAAUGAAAUUGCUUCUAAAUUGCGCAACAACUCAAGACGUUGAUAAGUUUAAUCAAGUUCAAUGCUUAGUUACAAACAUCGAUAAAUUAAUGCCAGAAGAUCUGAUCGUUUAUGGAAUUACGGCAACAAUGUUGACAUUGUAUCUAUACAAGUACACGGAUUUUUUCAAAGUCGUCGACAUCAAUGAGAGCUUCGUUCGUAAAUUCGCCGACAGCAGUUUGAGUUUCGAGUGCGAUCUCACGAUUGAAGAUGGCAAAAGGCUUUAUAUAAGUUCAUUACUUUUGAGGCACAUGCUGCAAUUGAUAUGCAAUGGACAUGCAAUCACAAGACUGAAUUUAACUGCGUCCGAUAAGGACAAGGUGUCAACCGAGCAUCAAGAUCGUGUGGCAACUGGAAUUUAUCUCUCAGCGAGCAUGAUGAAUCACGCCUGUGAUCCUAAUAUUAUUAACAGCUUCUGGGAUCAACAUCUGAUUGUGAAGGCAACAAAGGACAUUGGAGUUGGAGAGGAAGUUCUAAAUUGUUACGGACCACAUUUUCGUCGAAUGUCCAAAGACGACAGACAGGAAACUUUAAAGAAUCAAUAUUGUUUCAUUUGCAAAUGUGAGGCGUGUAAUAAUCCAGAGUUACGCUACUUUUUGGAGAGAUUCAGCGCAUUAAAGUGUCCUGAGUGUACUGGAGCUUUGCACAAUCUUCACAGUUAUUCAUUGCAUUGCCUUGAUUGUGGAGCAACUCCAAUUGUUACUUAUGGAGCUGAUUUAAAGGAGGCUCAGGAUCUUUACGACGCCGCGCAGGGUUGCAUCGAUCAUGAGAAAAUUGACGAGGCCCUCUAUAAAUUGAAACAGUGUUUAUGCAUCCGGCGUAACGUUCUCUAUAAACAUCAUGAAGAUAUUGCCGUGACACUUGAUUUAAUCGGAAAAGUCUACGCAAUUAUGGGUCGAUGGCUGGAUUCCAUAUCGUAUCUGGAACACAGUAUAGCAGCAGUUGAAGAGAGAUUUGGCCCCGACAGCGUAGAACUUGCCAACGAGUUGAACAAAAUUACGGACAUCUGUAUUCAGUACUUACGCGAAGAGACGAACACAAGCACCAAACAAUACAAAAAUACUCUAAAGAAGACACGCAGAUUUCUUGAUCGUGCAGAGCAAAUAAUGAACUUAAAUUACGGCCCGUGGAAUGAUAGUUGCCGUGAAAUAAUGGAGAAAAAGGAAAAGCUCUCAGUAUUGCUGAAGGAUUUCAACGUCUGAUUUAUUCGAAUCUAACAUGGUACGAAUGGUGAGCACUUUGACAGUAAAGAAAAAGAGGGUCCCGCGAGUUUAAUCAAUUUAAUAAAAAAUAAAUAUGUGACGGGAGCACUCUUUGUUUUUAUAAGAAUCAUAUAUGUCCGUUAAAUAGGUCGUCACUUUCGAACAGAAGGUUAGACAGAGUUACUCUUAUAUUAAAUAGUAAAACGUUUCAGAAUUCGUCUGAUUUGUUAGUAACUAUCUCUUUCGAUUGCUCGCUUUUCUCUCCUCUAUCAAAAUUUAAUUAUUCAGUGCGCUGAAUCAAAAAAAAAAAAAUUAUGUUUAGCUCUAUUUUUUUUCUUCAAUGCAUCAUCAUGGGCCUAAGUUUCAAUUCGCAAAGCGAAUAAUAAUUUUAUGUUUUUCUUUUGUGAUUUUGUUUAUUUAUAAGGAAAAUUUUACUUUCUUUAUUUUGCAUCGCAUGUUCGAAAGUGUGUGUUUAAGAUAUUUUAGAAAAUAAAAGGGAGAUUGGAUUCCCGUGAUAAUAAAUGAAGAGUAAAAUAAAAGUACUGAUCUUUUGAGAUAUUUUACACAUCUGGAAUUUAAUAAAGAUUGUGUAUAGAGUUACAAGGCUGUCGAAAAAUAUUAAUAUUAAAAAUGUAGUAUUUACACUUUUAUCUAUAUAAAAAAAAAAAAAAAUAAUUUGUACAUUUUGGCAGAAACACAUGCCUAAGGCUAUUUAAUUAUUAUCAACGAUGCAUCAAAUUACACAUUUUCAUCGACUAUAACUUAUUUAUAUCAGAUUUCUGUAUUUCAUGCAUAUUUUACACCUUGUAUUUAAGAUGGAGUAAUGGCGUUAUUAAAAUAAAUUAUUGUAUCACGCAAAACAAACUCGUAUUUGUAAUAAAUCUUGGGUGAAAUAAGUAAGUGGAAA
Messenger RNA from Leptopilina heterotoma, 3549 nucleotides. RefSeq names its product SET and MYND domain-containing protein 4-like. The record is from RefSeq and is a predicted model, not a curated record. Gene Ontology annotation, molecular function: protein binding. Bases 402 to 2642 code for a protein of 746 amino acids. The transcript is spliced from 11 exons. NCBI's taxonomy places the organism in Eukaryota, Metazoa, Arthropoda, Insecta, Hymenoptera, Figitidae.